Messenger RNA from Acaulospora colombiana, 459 nucleotides. The record is from the annotation of a GenBank genome assembly. NCBI's taxonomy places the organism in Eukaryota, Fungi, Glomeromycota, Glomeromycetes, Diversisporales, Acaulosporaceae.
AUGGACGGUGGUGGUAGGGUUAAUAGUGCUGGUGGUCAGAUAGGUCACCUCGGGAAGUAUAUGAAGACGUGUUACGAUCACCCGAGCGCGAAGACGGAAGACGUCCUUGGAGAUAGAGAGGGCUGGAGCCGUUUUCGAGCCUGUUUAAUGCAAAACAAGGAAGGCUCCAAUGAACUGACGGAAUACACGCUUGCCCUUGGCUGUCGGCCUGAAACGUCCCAACAGGAAUUAAAGAAAUAUUGGAACGGCAAGGGACCAGAUGAUGAGCGCACAAAAGUCGAGACCGCGAACGAAAAAAGAGAUGCGACAAAUGAGAGAAAGGGAGAUGGUGACGGAGGAAGGGAUGAGAGAGAAGAAGCCAAAACAGAAUUCAGUCGAGGGGAAAGCAGAGGUGGUGGGAUAGAGAAGAAGGUGAUAGAAAGAUUUAUGGUGGAAGAUGACCCUGGACGGCCUCCGUGA